Adineta ricciae is the source of this 5343-nucleotide messenger RNA. The record is from the annotation of a GenBank genome assembly. Lineage: Eukaryota; Metazoa; Rotifera; Eurotatoria; Adinetida; Adinetidae.
AUGCCGAGUAAAAAUUCCAAUGUACCAUUUCAACAAUUCAAUAAAAUUCCUUCGACAACUACAAAUAUGAAUGAAGAACCUCCGAUUACUACCGAACAACAAGACAAAUCUAAAGACCUCGAUAAUGCUUUGUCAUCAUCAACAUCAUCAUCAUCGAAUUGUCGACGCCGGUUACCCUUACCUACGAAAUUAUCGUUCGAGCAGAAUAUAACUAAUAUGAUUGAAAAAGAAUCCCCUCUAUUACAGUCAGAACUACUAACUGCCGAACAUGAAUUAUCUGUUCUACGUUCACGUUUGGCAGUUAACGAAGGUGUAACUGCCAUUACCGGCACAAUACUUGAAUCUCUCAAAGGACAGUUUGAUGCUCAUCAUAAAGUCGAUAGUACGACAUCACCGUUUGAUACAUCUCGAACAAAUCUCCUUCAACAAUCGUUGGCUAUUCAAACAUCCCCGUCCAAUGAAAAGCUACCAGAUUGUUUAGAAAUUCACUACGACGCUCAAUCACCCAAAAGUCAUUAUAUCGUUGUUAAAGCAGUGAACUCAUUCUGGGUCGCUCAACCCAUUCCUGAUUCGCAAGUGCAUGAACAUUUGCAAAAAUUUUCCUCACCUGUUAUGAAACGUGCAGCUAUCAAACUACCCGAUAGUUUCGAAUUCGAUAGUGACACCGAUGCUCCCGACGAAGAAAAACAAGCGCAAAGUCAUGGUUCCAUUUCCGACGAAGAUGAAAGUGUACUGCUGGAUCGUUAUGAACAAUUAUCUGAAAUGAAAACCAUCCGUUCAUCAUCAUUACUUCAACAUGACGAUCAAUUUGAAAACUUCGAAAAUAAAAUCGAAGAAAUCUAUUUAAUCAUUGAUCAAUUGCGACAUAAAUCUCUAACACCAACAGUUCUAAAUACAUUACAGAAGAAAAUCAACGAUUUGAAAUUCAUUCUACACAAACUUUACUUCAGCAAACAAGAUCGACUUCAUGUUGACUAUCUACUAAGUGAGCUAGAAAGUCAAUGCACUCAGAGCCAUAUGCCAAACCAAUAUGAUUUUGUUGAUUUAUUUGAAAAUGAUCUCAACAGUUUACAACAUAUUAUCGAACAACUUAAAACAAAUGAUACACAAUCUCAACGAGAUUUAAUUAGUGAUUUCGAAGAUAAAUUAGAAUUGAUACAAAUCAUCGACGAAGAUACCAGUUCCAACGAAUACAAAAUAUCUCCGAAGCCACAACCUAGACGUUUGAUUCCGGAAAAUCCAGUUAUUACAAGUGAUGUCUUCUUCGAAGGCGAUAAAACACUCAAACCCAAGAAGACACCGGCAACUCCACCGAAUCACCGACGAUUAAUACCCGAAGAUGCUCGAAUCAGUGCUUCCAGUUUCUACGAAGGCGAUGUCAAUCGUUCGCUAUAUCAUCAUGUGGACCCGAAUAAAGAUGCCGACCAUUCACCGAAGAAGAAACCUUUAAUUCCUGAAAAACCACUUGUAUCAAGUGAAGUUUUUUACGAAGGCGAUUCGCAGCGUUCGUUGUUCAUCAAAAACUUUGCAGAGAAUGCGCCUGAAUCAAACUCUCCAUCUCUAUCAAUUGAUAACCUUCGAGAGAUCAUGAGUGAUCUUAUGCUUGCUGCAUCCUGGUCAAGAAAACCGACGAAGAUCGAGAAGCAACCAACGCACGACGAAGAAGAAGAGAUUCUUGCGGAAUCAUUCAUUACAACUGAACGACGACAUUCAAAAUCGUCUCUCUGUGAAAUCAUACAUGAAAUCGAGAAAUUGCCCUCGUCUACUUUCGUCGAAGAUCAAUUCAAUAAAUCACGCCAUCCGACGAUAAUCGAAGAAGAUGAAACAGUUGUGGAGAAAGUUCGCGAGCCAGCACAGGAAGAUUUCUCUGUGAGAAAGUCUCCAAAUGAAGUUGCUUUUAUCUUCGUCUCUCCUCCAUCUUUGGAACAAGACGAUGAAGAUAAACAUGAAGAUGAAAGUAAUGAAGCCAAUUCGAUGCCAACUGAUCCACCCAAUGAAAAUGAAUUUUAUUCAUCCGAAUAUGAAGCACGUCUUCGACAGACAUCAAAUGAAAUUGUAGGAAGAAUCCUGAAUGGCGCAAUUUCGGAAGCCAUUGAAUACGAACAAGAACAAUUAUAUUACAAAACAGCUGUUCAACUCGUUCAACAUGCUAUAGAAAGCGCAUUGAUUAAAUAUGAUAAUGAACUUACUCCAAGUGAACUUUCAUCAACGAGCAGUGAGCAUAAUGAUGAAGCGAAUUCCGAUGGGUAUUUGUCGUCGGACGACGAGAACGAAGAAAAUGAAAAAUUAAUUCCACAAAUAUCUGAUCAACCUUAUCUCUUCGUCACGGAUGUUGUCGCAUCCAAAUCAGCACAAGAACUCGGUAAUCUCGUUCAAGAAUUACAAAUACUUGAACAUCAAAUUCAUCAUUCUCGUCCUCGAUCGUCGUCGUCAUCUUCAUCAUCAUCGUCAUCGUCUUCCAGUCUAUCAGAAAACAAAACAUCUCAUAUUGCCAUUCCACAAAUUAUUACAGCAAGAUCUGUUACUGAAUUAACCAAUCUUGUCGUUGAACUGCAAGACAUGGAAGAAAAAUUAGAGGAUCAACUUGAUGAGUCACUUGAAAGUAUCAAAUCUCCUAUAUCAUCAAAAUCUUUCAAUGAACUCGGCGGAUUAAUGAACGAGCUACAAACAGUUUCCAAGCAGUUAAACAACCGUAUUCAUGAAGAGAUAUUUAUUUCGACGAAUAUUGAUUCCUUAUCAGAAGAUAUUAUCAAGUAUCGUCGUGAUUCGUUAGCCGCAUUGCAACAACUCGAUGAAAACCAAGCUGUCCAGGAUAUGGUUGAUAAUAUUAUUAAAGAAGCACGGGAUAUUAUGAUUAGAGAGUCUUAUCUUAAAUCGAUUCCAACGAUUAUCGUUGAUCAACGUCGACUGUCAGGUCAACGAUCGGCAGCGACCAGUAUCUCGGACGAUUUUGGCCUUUCACAUGAAGACAAUUCCGUCGAUCAAACAUUUGAACUAGCGGCGCAACUUGAUUAUCUUCGACGAAUGUCACGUUACGAUAAUCAAACGUACGAUCAGCCGUCAUUCACCUCAUCGGCAGCGGAUAGCCACGAAGACAAUGAGGAUUUCAAAUCUGCAAGUUAUAUGACAAUGACUAAUGAAGAUGGAACAUCUUCUGACGAAGAAAGUCACCGUCCAAGUAAAUCUGACCAACAGAUCGAUCUUAGCCGAGAUUCUAUCACUCAGCCAUCGUCCGACUCACUCGAUUAUCAUUCCACCGAAGUCGAAAUCAAUCAAACUGAAACACCUCGACGAACAACCAGUGAACACAGUCUUCACAGUACAUCAUCUUCUUUGCAAGCACCCGAGCCACAUUCUCUAUCGACGUUGUGUUUAAUCGAUAAAGAUGAACUAGUACUAUCCGAUAAUGAUCAAGAUACAGCAAAUAUUGGUUUUCUUGAUCGAAUGAAAUUGCUUGUCAACAAGCCGGUAGAAAUCGUUCAAGAAGCAAUGGGAAAUCUUGGGAAACAACGAACAAGUGAUUCUACUACUAACGCAUUAGAUCAACAACGCUUUCAGUCAGCUCAUGACUUACACGACGAAGAGAAGAGCAAGCUUGUUCGUAGUCCUGAACUGUAUAACAUUGGAAAUGUUGGUAGACAUGAUCAAAGAUCAUUACUAACAAGCUCACAAAUACAGCAUCGAACAUUAUCGGAGUCUGCUUUGACGAGUGAUGAUUCGAAACGUCAUAGUUUAACUACGACAAGUAACGAUGCAUCUGUCGAAUUUUUAACGGCGUUAUCAAAAGAAAAUUCGAUGGAGUUUUCACAACAACGUCUUUCAACACCGUUUGAUGAUGUACUGGAAAAAGAAUCAAGCCCAGAACAGUCCGAAUGCCAUCCACUUCCAACAUCCACGUUUUCCGAUGCUAUCGAACCAACUAGCAGUUGUCAACGUCCAUUAGCCUUCCGCACACCUGGACAACAGAAUAAUAUUAGCGACGAACAAUUUUAUACCGUUGCAAAUAAUCUCGUACAUCAAGUUUUGAACGACGCUGUUUCGGAAUUGAAUGAUGAACACGAUAACUCUUCCGUCGAAAAUAUCAGUGAUCGUCUAUCAAUCAGUAAUAAUAGUAGUAGUUCGUCCGAUGGUGAAGUUGAAAAGCUAGUUGGAAUCGAUGAAGAAGAAGUCGAAGAAUAUAUACCAGACCCGCUACCACCACCGCCACCGCCACCGAAAAUCUCGCCUCGAUCUCCAUUUUCGAAAGUUCUACGACGUGCCCAAACUGACACGAAACAUUUUGACAUUGUUCAAAGUCCUGUUUCAUUAGUUCCGCCAAUCAUUCGUCGUAAUUCUCAAUCGGACACCGAUGUCUAUUUCCAUACUGUCUCUUCGUCACUUCACGAUUAUGAUCAAAUGCAAAAUUCCAGUUCGGAUGAAGACUGUCCUGUUCGCAAACGUCACGAGAAGUACUCCGGUGAAGGUGAAGAUAGUAGUGGCGGAGGUGGUGAACGACCAAUUUCACGACGAAAACGUUCAACCGAUCAGACCAACGCUCACGAAUCACUGACACUGAAAUUUGACUCGAAUGAUAAUUCGAAGCGCCGGGAAAGUCUUGAUUCUCCUCCAAAAGAUUCUACUGAAAAGUCCUUGUUAAAGACUCUGCAAGAAGGAAUCCUUCGGACAAAUCUAGAAUCCUUGCAAACAGAAUUGAAAUUAGCUAGUCCACAAAAAGAUUAUCUGCGGAUAAAUGUUUACUCAUCGGUAGCGAAAAAACCUUCGGCAAACUAUGAUUACGAUGCUGGAAGCGAAACCGAUCGUGAUGACAGAGCUUCCAAAACUCACCGAAAAUCUGUCGAUGUCGAAGCGAAAAAUCUUUUGGACGAUAUGGUUGAAUCAAUCAACAGUGAUAAACUAUCGAAAUCCAUAUCAAGUGAGCCAGUAUCCUCACAAUCGGAUGUGACAACUGUUAUAUUUAAAUCCAAUAAAACUUCUCUCGACGAUGAAGAACAUUUCGAACCAUCAUCCCAUCAAUCUAAUCUCAAUACUAAUCAAUUUCUUUCCAUUCAUCCAUCAUUUUCGUCGUCAGCAUCUUCGUCUUCUUCUGUGAUAUAUCAACAACAAAUGCAAACAAAGCUUACUUCCAUUGUAAAUACACAAUCAAAAAAGCAAUUUUCCACGCCGUCAUUUUCCACAACCGAAUUCGUUGGACAGUGUACUAAGAAAAAAUAUCCUUCGUAUCCCGGCUCAUUGGGAGCUAGUCAUAUACCUUCUUCUUCUUCUGCUUCUUCUUCUACUACAUCUAUACCCAAUGAUUACCAUUCAGUACUGGCAACAUCCACUACUUUACAGAGUGGUAACUGA